GCCACACAACAUGGUUGCACACAACAUCAGCUGCAAAUGACUUUUCACAUUAACACACAAUUUACAGCUACGCUGAGUACCUUCGAGACUAUCAUGCUCUGCAUAAGUAGUGCGUCUGCAUCGGAAACUAAAGGCUCACAGAAUGCUCACUGUCCCGGUGAGAGCUAUCUUAUGUUGGUAUGGUACCACCGGCUGUACCUGUACUCCGCUGCUGCUCUCCUCUUCGGGGUCUGGUUCGUCCUGAAGGUGGCUCUGAAGAGGACAAGCUUCUCCAAAGAUGUCUACAAAUCAGUGCAGAGAACUGAAGACUCUGACACUGUGGUCCACGUUUCAGGAGUUAAGAUCUUCUACGGCUCUCAAACUGGAACGGCAAAGGGUUUUGCAAAGGAGCUGUCAGAGGAGGUGAAGACUCUGAAUAUUCGAGCAGAGGUGAUCGACAUCAAAGACUACGAUCCAGACGAUCGACUCUCUGAUGAGUGCACCAACAUGUCCGUGUGCGUGUUCCUCGUGGCCACCUACACUGACGGAACCCCCACGGAGAACGCAGAGUGGUUCUGCAAGUGGUUGGAGGAGGCAUCCACUGACUUCAGAUACGGGAAGACCUACCUGAAAGGCCUCAGAUAUGCAGUGUUUGGUCUCGGCAACUCUGUCUAUGUCGGCCACUAUAACACGGUGGGUAAAAACGUGGACAAGUGGCUUUGGAUGCUGAGUGGCAUGCGAAUCCUGACCAGGGGAGAGGGUGACUGUAAUGUGGCGAAGAGCCGUAAUGGCAGCGUUCAGGCAGACUUCCUGGCCUGGAAGGUGAAGUUCCUGACCCGCCUCCAGGCCCUGGCCAAGGGAGAGAAGAAGCGCUGCAGCGGGAACUGUAAGAGUGGUGGCUCCUGUAAGACCAACAGGAAGGAACAGGAGGAGGACGAGGUGACUGCUCUGCACAACAACAGCUCUGAGGAGGAUCUGAUGGAGUCCAGCAGUGAUGAGGAGGAGUCUGGCCUGCAGGAUGAGAACAAAUCUGGUUCAGUGGUUGACAUGGAGGAUCUGGGGAACAUCAUGAACAGUGUCAAGAGAGCAAAGAGCAAAGAGGAGGCUGGAGACGGCCUGAUGGUGAAGCUGUCCAAGGUGAACGGAGUGAAGAAGAUUGAAGAUGAAGCGGAGAGAAGAGAGAUGAUUACACCUGCCCUUAGACAAGCACUGACAAAACAAGGGUACAAACUCAUUGGAAGUCAUUCAGGAGUAAAGCUCUGUCGUUGGACCAAGUCUAUGUUGCGAGGGAGAGGAGGCUGUUACAAGCACACUUUCUAUGGGAUCGAGUCCCACCGCUGCAUGGAAACUACCCCCAGCCUCGCCUGCGCUAACAAGUGUGUCUUCUGCUGGAGACACCACACCAACCCUGUGGGCACAGAGUGGCGCUGGAAGAUGGACCCUGCUGAGAAAAUCCUAGACGAGGCCAUAGAGAAACACCAGACCAUGAUUCGACAGUUCAGAGGUGUCCCAGGAGUGAAGCUGGAGCGGUACGAGGAGGGCUUGGCAGUCAAGCACUGUGCCCUCUCCCUGGUGGGGGAGCCAAUCAUGUACCCCGAAAUAAACACCUUCAUCCGCCUCCUCCACACCCACCAUAUCUCCAGCUUCCUGGUCACCAAUGCACAGUUUCCUGAGGAAAUCAGGAGCCUUGUGCCAGUGACCCAGCUGUAUGUCAGUGUGGACGCCAGCACCAAAGACAGUCUGAAGAAGAUCGACCGACCACUUUUUAAAGACUUCUGGCCCCGCUUCCUGGACAGCCUCCGGGCUCUGGGAGAGAAGAGACAGAGGACAGUGUACAGGCUGACGCUGGUGAAGGCCUGGAAUGUGGAGGAGAUGCAGGCCUACUCAGAGCUCAUUGCCUUGGGACAGCCGGACUUCAUUGAGGUCAAGGGAGUGACGUACUGCGGGGAGAGCUCUGCCAGCACUCUGACCAUGGCUAACGUACCCUGGCACCAGGAAGUGGUCACCUUCGUCCAGCAGCUGGCUGACAUGUUGCCUCAGUAUGAGAUCGCCUGCGAACACGAGCACUCCAACUGUUUGCUGAUCGCACACACCAAGUUCAGGGUGGAUGGUGAGUGGUGGACAUGGAUCGACUACGAGCGUUUCCAGGAAUUGGUCCAGGCUCAGGAGGAGAGUGGGGGGCAGCAGGGCUUCUCAGCCCUGGACUACAUGGCCAAGACCCCCAGCUGGGCUCUGUUCGGAGCCAAUGAGCAGGGCUUCGACCCCGCCGAAACGCGCUUCCAACGGCGCCACAAAACCAAAGACAUUUCAGGAUGCUGAUAGAUGUGAGGGAGGGAAAAGAACGAGGACUUACUUCCAUAGAAAGAAAAUAGGGUUCUGUUUCUUUAUCCCAAUCUUCUUUGGGUUCAAAGUUUCUGUAGCUGGAAAGCUUUUUUACUGACUCCACAGUUUCACUUAAACUCUUUCUCCCUCUUUCCAUUUCUCUUCAAUUUGGAUCCUUCAUUUCGUUGGCUUGAUCUGCCAAAAACUGACAGUCAAUUCCACUUCCGAGACAUUCCCCUUCAGAUUCACUUUAAGAGCUUCUCUCGCCUCCUCUAAUAUGUACAUAAAUCUUUGAUACGUUUCUUUUUUUUACGGGGUCAUUAUUGUAAAUGUCAAUGACUUUGAUCUUUUAAUCUAUCUGGCAGCGCUGGGGAAGGUUAACUCUGUUGAAGUAGAUCCCGUGUAUGGUUUCAUCAUCAUCAGUUCUGACAUUUGGUUUUAAUCCAGCUGCUAGUUAUUCAGCUCGGGACAUGAUUAGCAUAUGAGGAGGAGCUCUUCUCCUCAUGUUGUCUGUGGGAGCGCUUUCCCAGACACCUUUCCUCCUCAUUAGGGCUGCCGCUGUUUUUACUCCGUGGUGAGGCUCUCCAGCUGUAAGAGAAAUGCAUCAAGGCUGCGUCUCCGCUGGGAUUUGGGAUUAUUAACGCUCUCUUUGUGGAUUCUUUUUUGCAAAGUUGCCCAAUCCAACAAGUCUCAGCUUCGCUUGGUUUCCUUCGUUUUGCUGAGGUGCUUUGCAGUAAAGACAGGUGGUUCUUCCGUCAUCACAAAUAACUCUGGAUUAUUAAUAGAAGAAAAAUUGGGCAAGGUUUUAAAGAAAUUCAACAUUAUUUAUCUAAAAAUGAGAAAUAAUGUUGCAGAAUCAACGUUAAAUUACUGAUGGAAUACUGUAAAAAAAAAAAAAGUUAGCAGUAGUAGUAGCAUUAGUAGCUCUGCUUUAAUAAAGUGUACUAAAUGGACUGCAAAAGAUUGGUGCAGUGAAGACAUAUUUUUUAACCUGACCAUGAAGUUAGCAUAACAAGCACUCCCCUUCUACAAAAUCCAAUGGGAUUUCGGAUUAUUGCAGCAAACAGGCUCUGUGCUAAACACACGUUUAUGAUACUUCACACGUUUUGUUCAGCAGGAUAGUCUCCACAAGGAGGUGAACUGGGACCUCUCCAAGUCCAGACUCUAUUUUUACAUCUGCUCGGGGACUUGAACCGGCGACCUUCACCUCACAGUCCAAGCCCCAACUGACUGAGCCACUGCCAGACCAUGUCCAGCGCAGUAAUGUUUAAUAGUCUUAUUAGUCACUUGUAAGCAACCGCCGUUUUAUGAUACAUAAAAGCUUCAGACAUUUACCUGCGGAGUUUUUACUGACGUACUUUAUACCGUAGAACAAAACGUGAGGAUGCUAACUUAUUUCAUCCUUCACCACUCUAUUGUAUCACUGUUUGGUAUUGCAGUUCGGUAAAGAAUACAUUUAAUAUAACGUUUUGACAUAGAAUUGAGAUUAC
This is a messenger RNA of Eleginops maclovinus (Patagonian blennie), 3791 nucleotides long. It is a transcript of the gene tyw1, whose product is annotated as tRNA-yW synthesizing protein 1 homolog (S. cerevisiae). Gene Ontology annotation, molecular function: catalytic activity; FMN binding; 4 iron, 4 sulfur cluster binding. The coding region runs from base 37 to 2298 and encodes 753 amino acids. Lineage: Eukaryota; Metazoa; Chordata; Actinopteri; Perciformes; Eleginopidae. The record is from RefSeq and is a predicted model, not a curated record. Gene Ontology annotation, biological process: wybutosine biosynthetic process. The transcript has 16 exons.